AUGCCUGGUGCAGACAGAAGAGAUAUGCAAAAGAAGCAACUUUUGAACCACAUGGCUGACAAGGAGCAAAGACCGUUACCUGGGAGAAGCAACUAUGCUGGAAACCUGUCUCGAUCUGAGAAGAAGCUCCAAGAGGCUAUUUGUGUGCUGCUGGUGGAGCUGUGUGAGCGAUUCACGUUCUUUGGCAUUGUCUGCAACAUGAUCCUCUUCUGCACUGUCAAACUUGGCUAUCGCAACUACCAGGCAGCUAUUGUCAAUAUGUGCUUUGUAGGCACCUCUAUGUUGACACCAGUACUGGUUGGCUGGCUUGCCGAAUGCCUUGUGGGGAGGAUCAAACUUGUGUGCAUCUGCAUGUUUCUACACUUCCUAGGCACAGCCCUGUUACCUGUUGUGGCAUUCCCCUUUGAAGAUAUUUACAUUGGCAGACGACAUAUUCUUCACACGCUAACCAAAAGGGAGCAGAAAAUAGUAUUCUACUUUGCACUACUCACAGCUAGUCUGGGAAUAGGAGGCGUAAGAGCUAUAGUUUGUCCAUUAAGUGCAUACAACCUUGAGGACUGUGGACCGAAGGAACUUCUUUCUUUUUUCAACUGGUUUUAUUGGCUUAUUAACCUAAAUUCAGCAGUUGUCUUUGUCAGCAUUUCUUAUAUCCAGCAGUCUGUGGCCAGGAACCUUGGUUUUCUUAUCCCAUUUGUGUCCGUGCUUAUGGCUAUGAUCACAAUUCACAUGGUGCGUGGUGAAAUGAUUUACAAACCCAAAACAGACAGUUCCCUGCUGACGACUUUUGGGGUAAUUGCUAGUGCACUGAAAACGUGCUGCAUGCGAUAUCGCUACUUUAACGGAGGCAUGACAAACUGGCUAGAUCAUGCCAAGGAAAACUAUGGUGGUCAAUACAGUGAGACUCAGGUGGAAAGCACAAAGUCGCUUGCCAGGCUCUUCCCGUUGUUUGCUUUCCAAAUUCUAUACAGGAUGUGUAUUAUGCAG
Messenger RNA from Pelecanus crispus (Dalmatian pelican), 984 nucleotides. The record is from RefSeq and is a predicted model, not a curated record. NCBI's taxonomy places the organism in Eukaryota, Metazoa, Chordata, Aves, Pelecaniformes, Pelecanidae.